UUCAUACAAGGCGUUAAAUUGAAUCAAGUAGUAGAUUUCGCCGCCUUUUACAUCUAUUUCCACAAUCCAUUAAGUUCGCUGCACCCGUUGCCUGGGAUCCUGGACAUUUCUAAUUUAUCGCUUUUUGAAACGUGGCAGAUCCAUUGAAAACCAUAAUACAUCGAUUGGGUAUUACCUUCGUUUAGGCUAAAUCUGCAAAAUGAAAAGCACAAGAGUGUUAAUUCGAGCCAAGGGACGUGGUCUCUGCAUUGAAAGAGGAUUGUAUGAUUGUUUACAAAAAGAAUUGUUUGCUGAUGUCACACUGCAUUGUAAUGGAAGAAAAAUACGGGCCAAUAAAGGGGUCUUGGCUGCAGCUAGCCCAGUUUUUUGCUAUCUUUUAAAGGAUUGGCCAUUGACUGAUGAUCCAUGUGUCAUCAUGGCUGGCUACACUGUAGAAGAGGUGCAAGGCCUUGUUCGCUAUAUCUACACAGGGCAACUUACUGCACCACAAGUUCAAGGAUCUUCAUGGGAAAAGAUCAUAGAUGAUUUUAAAGUUGGAUCUCCAAUAGAGCAUGAUGAUGAUUUAGCAAGCAUACAUGAACUGACAGAUUAUGGUGAUGCCUCACCAGUGUAUGAGCCAGAAGCUAAUGGGGUAUGCCAUCUCCAACAACCACAGCAACAGGUAUUUCAUCCAACGAGAAGUCCAGCUAAGGCUGUAGGUCCAAAGAUCGUAGCCGUUACAUCUCCGCGGCCUUUGAUCGUACAAGUGCAAAGCCUUACGCAACCGCAAUCCACAAACCAUGGCUUAGACAUAGCCAGUGAUGCCAAUGACAUUCCCAAUGAAAUGACGGUCGAUGAAGCAAACGAGGAACUUGCACCUGAAGUUGCAAUACCUUCCAUAGUGGGAAAACGGAGACUUGGGCGAGGUGGAAAAGUGUUGAAGCGGCUUCAGAGGUCGAAGCAGCCAGAUGAACCUCUUUCGUUGACAGUGCCACCGGUUUCAGUAGCAGCUCUUAAAAAACUCGCUCCUAAAAAAACGAAGCCAUCAUCUAAAUUUGCUCGGAAAAAGUAUGCUUGCCCCCACUGUAGUCGACGCUUUCUUACCAGAGGGAACAUUAAAAACCAUCUACGGAUACACAGCCGGGACAAACCAUUCCAAUGCCCGGUUUGCCAAGAUUUGUUUUCCUACCAAGGUGUUUAUCAGCGUCAUUUAAUGAAGCAUUGUGAACACAACGAAAUUGGUGACAAUGAAAUAGCGCCAAUGAUUGCCGACUCACUCCGUUUAGCUGACGAAAUCGGUAUUCUAAAUAAAAAAACAAUCAGUGUUGUAGAAGGGGAGGAACAGCAACGGAAAAAAGAACUUGAGGAAAAAGAGCAUCAAAAUGCGGAAAAAGAUGUUACACCCGAAGCAGAAGAAGAUGAGAACGCAGAAUUGAUGGAAGACGAAGAAGCAAAAAUAGCGCUAAAGUUAAAAGACAAAACAAAAGUAGCAGGCUCAUCGGAAACCAAUGUUAGUUCAGAUGAGAAAGUAGAUAACAACCAAAUUGAGGGGGGAAAUGAUACAGCAAAAGAAGAUGAGGCGGAGGAGGUUAAAGGGAAAGUGACUAAAAAAAAAGAUUCGACCAAUGUCAGUCUUAAGGGUAAACAGAAUCUUCCCGCAGCCCAAAAAGAGAAAACGCCACCUAAACCGCGUGCAAACUAUCACUACCAAGUCAUAGAAUGCGACUUUUGCCCCAUGCGUUACCACAAAUGGAGUGCCUUUUAUAUCCACCGUUGCACCCAUACAGGAGAAACGCCUGUCAUCCCUUGUAGCGUUUGCGAAAUGGAAUUUCCGAACAUCAAAGCUUUAAAGGAGCACAAGAUCAAGGAACAUCGUGAAUCCAUCUUUCCAUGCGAAGGAUGUAGUCGAACUUUCUUAUCAAAAAGCGCUCUGCUCUUGCAUCAACCCGUCCAUUCAACCGAUUUGAAUUAUCAGUGCCGUUCUUGUCCAGAAAAGAUGCGGACAUUUAGAGAGCGUUACGUACACGAGCGGACUCAUACGACAGCAGAUGUGACUCAGACUCCUCACCAGUGCACUCACUGCCAAAAGCAGUUUAAUACAUUGGUGAACUUGCGGUAUCAUCUAAAGGUGUGUGGGAAGGAAAUGGAUUCCAGCACGGUUUAAACGGCAAGAUAUAAACACUUUUAGCUGGAUCAGCGCCAAUUCGAAAGUACUAAGAAAAGAUCAUUUUCAUUUUGGCAUGUAUUGAGGUAAUCUAGACAGCCAACAUUUUUUUUUAAGUGCCCCCCAUGUUUUCGUCCACAAUCCAACAUUUUUUCCCCUUCCCUCACGCCUUUUUCUAUUUCUAUUUCUUUCGAUUUUUGACACCGUUUAAUUUCCUUUGAUUGUUCGAAGAACAUGUUACAUGCGACUGAGCAGUGGAUUUGCGUCAAAGAUUAAAACCGCAUUUAUUUUUUCUUUUGAAACGGAGAGGACGUAGUAACGAUUUAAUGUUAAAUUUUUGGACGAGAAAAGAAUAAAGGGAAAAUCUUUUCAUUUUAAA
This is a messenger RNA of Daphnia magna, 2522 nucleotides long. Its product is annotated as zinc finger protein 37. Gene Ontology annotation, molecular function: DNA-binding transcription factor activity; RNA polymerase II cis-regulatory region sequence-specific DNA binding; histone deacetylase binding. The coding region runs from base 200 to 2143 and encodes 647 amino acids. Gene Ontology annotation, cellular component: nucleus; cytoplasm. Lineage: Eukaryota; Metazoa; Arthropoda; Branchiopoda; Diplostraca; Daphniidae. Gene Ontology annotation, biological process: regulation of transcription by RNA polymerase II; cell fate commitment. The transcript has 10 exons. The record is from RefSeq and is a predicted model, not a curated record.